Molecule: messenger RNA, 9607 nt
Organism: Saimiri boliviensis boliviensis (Bolivian squirrel monkey)
Lineage: Eukaryota; Metazoa; Chordata; Mammalia; Primates; Cebidae
Gene: TET1
Product: tet methylcytosine dioxygenase 1
Biological process (GO): positive regulation of transcription by RNA polymerase II; chromosomal 5-methylcytosine DNA demethylation, oxidation pathway
Cellular component (GO): nucleus
Molecular function (GO): DNA 5-methylcytosine dioxygenase activity; zinc ion binding; DNA binding
Source: RefSeq, a predicted model, not a curated record
ACUCCCUGAGAUCUGUCCUGGGGAGACACUGCUGCUCCGGGGGGCUGACCUGGCGGGGAGUGGCCGCGCAGUCUGCUCCGGCGCCGCUUUGUGCGCGCUGCCGCUGGCCCCUCUACUCCCGGGUCUGCCCCCCCGGGACACCCCAAUACCCCGCCCAAGCCAUGCAGCCCUACCUGCCUCUCUCCUCUGUGGACCUUUGGGAAGCCUCUCCCCACCUCGGGGGUUUGGGCCUAGACUGUGCUGGGAGCCCUUAGGCGUUCUCCCAGACCCGCCCGCUCCCGUCGCGCCCGUCGCGCGCGCCGGGGCCCGGGGCUCCAAAGUUGUGGGGACGAGCCCGAGUUGGAAAGUUUGCCCGAGGGCUGGUGCAGGCGUGGAGCUGGGGGCCGUGCGCUGCCCUGGGAGUGUGACCCGGCCAGCGAGCAAAACCUUGUGUGACUGAGCUCAAGAGCAGCGCAUCCAGAUUCUCCUCCGAAGUGAGACUUUCCAAAGGACCAAUGACUCUGUUUCCUGUGCCCUUUCAUUUUUUCCUACUCUAUAACUAUGUCUCGAUCCCGCCAUGCAAGGCCUUCCAGAUUAGUCAGGAGGGAAGUUGCAAACAAAAAAAAGAAAAACAGUCAACUGCGAAAGACAACCAAGGCAGCCCACAAAACUGUGGCAUCAGUCAAGACUUUAAGCCCUGGAAAAUUGAAACAAUUAAUUCAAGAAAGAGAUGUUAAGAGAAAAACAGAACCUAAACCACCCAUGCCAGUCAGAAGCCUUCUGACAAGAGCUGGAGCAGCACGCAUGAGUUUGGAUAGGACUGAGGUUCUUUUUCAGAACCCAGAGUCCUUAACUUGCAAUGGGUUUACAAUGGCGCUACGAAGCACCUCUCUUAGCAGGCGGCUCUCCCAACCCCCACUGGUCAUAGCCAAAUCCAAAAAGGUUCCACUUUCUAAAGGUUUAGAAAACCAACGUGAUUGUAAUUAUAAGAUACUCCCUGAGUUGGGAGCAAAGCACUCAGAAAAUGAUUUGGUUCCAAUGAAAGACACCCAAGUCCUUCCUGAUAUGGAGACUCUAAUUGAUGUACAAAAUUCCUGUUUAAUUAAAGGUAAGAGCCAAGAGACAACUCAGUCUUGGUCCCAAAGAGUUGAGGAUUCCAAAAUCAAUAUCCCUACCCACAGUGGCCCUGCAGCUGAGAUCCUUCCUGGGUCCCUGGAAGGGACACGCUAUGGUGAAGGAGUAUUCUCUGAACAGACAUUGAAUGAUACCAGUGGUUCCCCAAAUAUGCUUGCUCAGGACACAGUGUGUGCUCCUUUGCCCCAAAGAGCAACGCCCAAAGUUACCUCUCAAGGAAACCCCAGCAUUCAGUUAGAAGAGUUGGGUUCACGAGUGGAAUCUCUGAAGUUAUCUGAUCCUUACCUGGAUUCCAUUAAAAGUGAAGAUGAUCGCUACCCCACCUCCAGAAUUGAUAAGGUUAUACCUGAAUUGAACCUUAGAAACUGCUUGGCUCUUGGUGGGUCUACAUCUCCUACCUCUGUAAUAAAAUUCCUCUUGUCAGGCUCAAAACAAGCAACCCUUGGUGCUAAACCAGAUCAUCAAGAUUUCAAAGCUACUUCAAAUGAACAGGAAGUUUCCGAUACCACCUCUAUUCUAGGACAGGCCUUUGGUGCUAUCCCACACAAAUGGGAACAUCCUGGAGCUGACCCAGUUCAUGUUGAGGCCCUGGGUGAGACCCCAAAUCCACCCGAGAUUCCUGGUGCUAUUCCAGCCCAAGGAGAGGUCUUUGGUACUAUUUUAGACCAACAAGAAACUCUUGAUAUGAAUGAGGGUGUUGUCCCAGACUUGCCUGUUUUCCUUCCUGUUCCUCCAAAUCCAAUUGCUACCUUUAGUGCUCCUUCCAAAUGGCCUGAGCCCCAAAGCACUGUCUCAUAUGGACUUGCAGUCCAGGGUGCUAUACAGAUUUUGCCUUUGGGCUCAGGACACACUCCUCAAUCAUCAUCAAACUCAGAGAAAAAUUCAUUACCUCCAGUAAUGGGUAUCAGUAAUGUUGAAAAUGAGAAACAGGUUCAUAUAAGCUUUUUGCCAGCUAACACUCAGGGCUUCCCAUUAGUCCAUGAGAGAGGACUCUUCCAUGCUUCACUGGGUGUUGCCCAACUCUCCCAGGCUGGUCCCAGCCAAUCAGACAGCGGGAACUCCCAGGUCAGUGUAACCAGCACAGUUCAUGUUGUCAACACCACAGUGGUGACUAUGCCAGUGCCAAUGGUCAGUACCUCCAAUUUUUCCUAUACCACUUUGCUGCCCACUUUGGAAAAGAAGAAAAGAAAGCGAUGUGGGGUCUGUGAACCCUGCCAGCAGAAGACCAACUGUGGUGAAUGUACUUACUGCAAGAACAGAAAGAACAGCCAUCAGAUCUGUAAGAAAAGAAAAUGUGAGGAGCUGAAAAAGAAACCAUCUGUCAUUGUGCCUCUGGAGGUUAUAAAGGAAAACAAGAGGCCCCAGAGGGAAAAGAAGCCCAAAAUUUUAAAGGCAGAUUUUGUUAACAAACCAGUAAAUGGCCCCAAGUCAGAAUCCAUGGACUACAGUAAAUAUGGUCAUGGGGAAGAACAAAAAUCGGAAUUGAACCCACAUCCUGUUGAAAAUGUAACUAAAAAUGAAGAAAACAUGACAGGCAUCGAGGUGGAGAAGUGGACACAAAACAAGAAAUCACAUUUAACUGAUCACGUCAAAGAUUUUAGUGCCAAUGUCCCAGAACCUGAAAAAUCGAACAACUCUGAAGUUGACAAGAAACGAACCAAACCUCCAAAAUUGUUUGUACAAACCAUAAGAAAUGGCAUUAAACAUGUGCACUAUUUACCCACUGAACCAAAUGUGUCAUUUAAAAAAUUCAAUAUUGAAUCAUUCAGCAAGACAUUGGAAAACAAUUCAUGUAAAUUCCUAAAAGACACUGCAAACCAUAACAACGCUGUGAGCUCCGUUGCUACUGAUAUGAGUUGUGAUCAUUUCAAGGGGAGAAGUAAUGUUUUAGUAUUCCAGCAGCCUGGCUUUAACUGCAAUUCCAUUCCACAUUCUUCGCACUCCAACAUAAAUCAUCAUGCUAGCAUACACAAUGAAGGUGAUCAACCAAAAACUCCUGAGAAUAUACAAAGUAAAGAACCAAAAGAUGGAUCUCCAGUUCAACCAAGUCUCUUGUCGUUAAUGAAAGAUAGGAGAUUAACAUUGGAGCAAGUGGUAGCCAUAGAGGCCCUGACUCAACUCUCAGAAGCCCCAUCGGAGAAUUCCUCCCCAUCAAAGUCAGAGAAGGAGGAAGAAUCAGAGCAGAGAACAGCCAGUUUGCUUAAUAGCUGCAAAGCUAUUCUCUACUCUGUAAGAAAAGACCUUCAAGACCCAAACUUACAAGGAGAGUCACCAAAUCUUCAUCACUGUAUAUCUUUGGGAAAACAAAAUUCAUCCAGCACGGUGGUUUUCAAUGGGCAAACUACAACUCUUUCCAGCUCACAUAUCAGUUCAGCUACUAACCCAGCAUCCACGAAGUCACAUGAAUAUUCAAAAGUCACAAAUUCAUUAUCUCUUUUUGUACCAAAAUCAAAUUCAUCCAAGACUGACACGAAUAAAAGUGUUACUCAAGGGAUAAUUGCUCUUGACAAUUGUUCCAAUAAUUUGCCUCAGUUGCCACCAAGAAAUAAUGAAGUUGGAUAUUGUAACCAGUUCCUGGACAGCAGUAAAAAUUUGGACUCAGAUGAUCUAUCAUGUCAGGAUGCAGCCCACACCCAAAUUGAGGAAGAUGUUGCAACACAGUUGACACAACUGGCUUCAAUAAUUAAGUUCAAUUAUAUAAAACCAGAGGACAAAAAAGUUGAAAGUACACCCACAAGCCUUGUUGCAUGUAAUAUACAGCAAAAAUACAAUCAAGAGAAGGGCACACUACAACAGAAACCACCUUCAAGUGUACAAAAUAAUCAUGGUGCAUCAUUAACAAAGCAAAAGAACACAACCCAGAAAAAGACAAAAUCCACCCCAUCAAGAGAUCGGCGGAAAAAGAAGCCCACUGUUGUAAGUUAUCAAGAAAAUGAUCCGCAGCAGUGGGAAACAUUGUCCUAUGCCUAUGGCACAGUAUGUGACAUUUGGAUUGCAUCGAAAUUUCAAAAAUUUGGGCAAUUUUGUUCACAUGAUUUUCCUACCGUAUUUGGGAAAAUUUCUUCCUCAACCAAAAUAUGGAAACCACUGGCUCAAACAAGGUCCAUUAUACAACCCAAAACAAUAUUUCCUCCACUCACUCAGAUAAAAUUACAGAGGUAUCCUGAAGCAGUAGAGGAAAAGAUGAAGGUUGAACCAUUGGAUUCACUCAGCUUAUUUCAUCUUAAAACGGAAUCCAACGGGAAGGCAUUCACUGAUAAAGCUUAUAGCUCUCAGGUACAGUUAACAGCGGAUGCCAAUCAGAAAGCCCAUCCUUUGACCCAGCCCUCCUCUCCACCUAACCAGUGUGCUAACAUGACGGCUACCGAUGACCAAAUACCGUUUCAACAGGUUGUUAAGGAGCAACUCAUGCAUCAGAGACUGCUAACAUCGCCUGGUAUUUCUCAUGAAACACCCUUACCGGAGUCAGCACUAACUCUCAGGAAUGUAAAUGUCGUGUGUUCAGGUGGAAUGACAGUGGUUUCUACCAAAAGUGAAGAGGAAGUCUCUUCAUCCACUGUUGGAACAUCAGAGUUUUCCACGGUGGACAGUGCACAGAAAAAUUUCAGUGAUUAUGCUAUGAACUUCUUUACUAAUCCUACAAAAAACCUAGUGUCCAUAACUAAAGAUUCUGAACUGCCCACCUGCAACUGCCUUGAUCGUGUAAUACAAAAAGACAAAGGCCCAUAUUAUACACACCUUGGGGCAGGACCAAGUGUUGCUGCUGUCAGGGAAAUCAUGGAGAAUAGGUAUGGUGAAAAAGGAAAUGCAAUAAGGAUAGAAAUAGUAGUGUACACCGGCAAAGAAGGGAAAAGCUCUCAUGGGUGUCCAAUUGCUAAGUGGGUUUUGAGAAGAAGCAGUGAUGAAGAAAAAGUUCUUUGUUUGGUCCGACAGCGUACAGGCCACCACUGUCCAACCGCUGUGAUGGUGGUGCUCAUCAUGGUAUGGGAUGGAAUCCCUCUUCCAAUGGCCGACCGACUAUACACAGAGCUCACUGAGAAUCUAAAGUCAUACAAUGGGCAUCCUACCGACCGAAGAUGCACCCUCAAUGAAAAUCGUACCUGUACUUGUCAAGGAAUUGAUCCAGAAACUUGUGGAGCUUCAUUCUCUUUUGGCUGUUCAUGGAGUAUGUACUUUAAUGGCUGUAAGUUUGGUAGAAGCCCAAGCCCCAGAAGAUUCAGAAUUGAUCCAAGCUCUCCCUUACAUGAAAAAAACCUUGAAGACAACUUACAGAGUUUGGCUACACGAUUAGCUCCAAUUUAUAAGCAGUAUGCUCCAGUAGCUUACCAAAAUCAGGUUGAAUAUGAAAAUAUUGCCCGAGAAUGUCGGCUUGGCAGCAAGGAAGGUCGUCCCUUCUCUGGCGUCACUGCUUGCCUGGACUUCUGUGCCCAUCCCCACAGGGACAUUCACAACAUGAAUAAUGGAAGCACAGUUGUUUGUACUUUAACUAGAGAAGAUAACCGCUCUUUGGGUGUUGUUCCUCAAGAUGAGCAGCUCCAUGUCCUACCUCUUUAUAAACUUUCAGACACAGAUGAGUUUGGCUCCAAGGAAGGAAUGGAAGCCAAGAUCAAAUCUGGGGCCAUUGAGGUCCUGGCACCCCGCCGCAAAAAAAGAACUUGUUUCACUCAGCCUGUUCCCCGUUCCGGGAAGAAGAGGGCUGCGAUGAUGACGGAGGUUCUUGCACAUAAGAUAAGGGCAGUGGAGAAGAAACCUAUUCCCCGAAUCAAGCGGAAGAAUAACUCGACAACAACGAACAACAGUAAGGCUUCGUCACUGCCAACCUUAGGGAGUAAAACUGAGACCAUGCAACCUGAAGUAAAAAGUGAAACCGAUCCCCAUUUUAUCUUUAAAAGUUCAGACAACACUAAAACCUAUUUGCUGAUGCCAUCUGCUUCUCACCCAGUGAAAGAGGCAUCUCCAGGCUUUUCCUGGUUCCCGAAGACUGCGUCAGUUGCACCAACUCCAUUGAAGAAUGACGCAACAGCCUCGUGCGUGUUUUCAGAAAGAAGCAGCACUCCCCACUGCACGAUGCCUUUGGGAAGACUCAGCGGUUCCAAUGCAGCUGCUGCAGAAGGCCCUGGCAUUUCACAGCUUGGCGAAGUUGCUCCUCUCCCCACCCUGUCUGCUCCUGUGACAGAGCCCCUUAUUAAUUCUGAGCCUCCCACUGGUGUGACUGAGCCGCUAACGUCUCAUCAGCCAAAUGAGCAGCCCUCCUUCCUCACCUCUCCCCAAGACCUUGCCUCUUCUCCAAUGGAAGAAGAUGAGCAGCAUUCCGAAGCAGAUGAGCCUCUAUCAGACGAGCCCUUAUCUGAUGACCCCUUGUCACCUGCUGAGGAGAAAUUGCCCCACAUUGAUGAGUACUGGUCAGACAGUGAGCACAUCUUUUUGGAUGCAAAUAUUGGUGGGGUGGCCAUCGCACCUGCCCACGGCUCGGUUUUGAUUGAGUGUGCCCGGCGAGAGCUGCACGCUACCACUCCUGUUGAGCACCCCAACCGUAAUCAUCCAACCCGCCUCUCCCUUGUCUUUUACCAGCACAAAAACCUAAAUAAGCCCCAACAUGGUUUUGAACUAAACAAGAUUAAGUUUGAGGCUAAAGAAGCUAAGAAUAAGAAAAUGAAGGCCUCAGAGCAAAAAGACCAGGCAGCUAAUGAAGGUCCGGAACUGUCCUCUGAAACAAAUGAGUUAAACCAAAUUCCUUCUCAUAAAGCAUUAACAUUAACUCAUGACAAUGUUGUCACCGUGUCCCCUUAUGCUCUCACACACGUUGCGGGGCCCUAUAACCAUUGGGUCUGAAGGCUUUUCUCCCCCUCUUAAUGCCUUUGCUAGUGCAGUGUAUUUUUUCAAGGUGCUGUUUUAAGAAAGUCAUGUUGUCGUUUACUAUAUCUUCAUCUCACCCAUUUCAAGUCUGAGGUAAAAAAAUAAUAAUAAUAAUAACAAAUGGGGUGGGUAUUCUUAACUGUGACUAUAUUUUGACAAUUGGUAGAAGGUGCACAUUUUAAGCAAAAAUAAAAGUUUUAUAGUUUUAAAUACAUAAAGAAAUGUUUCGGUUAGGCAUUAACCUUGGUAGAAUCACUCAGUUUGGUGCUUUCAAUUAAGUCAGUUUACUAUGAAACAAGAGUCAUUUUUAGAGGAUUUUAACAGGUUCAUGUUCUAUAAUGUAAAAUCAAGACACACAGUGUUAACUCUACACAGCUUCUGGUGCUUAACCACAUCCACACAGUUAAAAAUAAGCUGAAUUAUUAUUUCAUGGUGCCAUUGUUCCAACAUCUUCCAAUCAUUGCUAGAAAAUUGGCAUAUUCUUUUGAAAUAAAUGUAUGAAAUGUUUUCUCUCUUAAAAUAUUUCUCCUGUGUAAAAUAAAUCAUUGUUGUUAGUAAUGGUUGGAGGCUGUUCGUAAAUUGUAAAUAGAUAUUUUAAAAGCACUUUCUAUUUUUAAAAGUAACUUGAAAUAAUAUAGUAUAAGAAUCCUAUUGUCUAUUGUUUGUGCAUAUUUGCAUACAAGAGAAAUCAUUUAUCCUUGCUGUGUAGAGUUCCAUCUUGUUAAUUGCAGUAUGUAUUCUAAUCAUGUAUAUGGUUUGUCUUCUUUUACUGUGUCCUUUCACAUUCAAAUGUUAGCAACUCGCAGUAUAUAAAAUAGUUAGAUAAUGAGAAGUUGUUAGUUAUGGAAUUAGGAAGCAUAUCACCAAUAUUGAUUAGCAUUUUCUUUGGAACUAGAGAAGAGUGGUCUCUUCUGACUUGUUGAACAACUUCAGUUUAGUUUCAUCCUACCUUUCACAUUAUAAUCCAUGAGAGGUAUUUCCAAAAGGAGACGGGACAGGAUAGGUUUCAAAAGAGUCAAAUGCUUCUAAUGUCUCAAGGUGAUAAAAUACAAAAAUUAAGUAGACACAUAUUUGUACUGAAGUCUAAUAUAGAAUUAGAAAAAAAAUCUUGUUGAAAUAUUUUGAAAACCAAUUCCCUACUAUCAUCACAUGCCUUCCCAACCCCAAGUCAAACAAGAGGAAUGGUACUAUAAACAUGGCUUUGUCCAUUAAGAGCUAAUUCAUUUGUUUAUCUUAGCAUAUUAGAUUUGGGAAAAUGAUAACUCAUCUUUUCUGAUAAUGGCCUAUGACCUAGGUAACAGGAAAACAGGCAUUACGUUUAUUUUAGUCUUCCCAUUUUCUUUCCUAUUACUUUGUUGACUCAUUUUAUUGCAAAAAAAAAAAAAAAAAAGGAUUACCCAAACAACAUGUUUAGAACAAGGAGAACUUUUAAUGAAAUACUUGAUUCUGUUAAAAUGCAGAGGUGCUAUAACAUUCAAAGUGUCAGAUUCCCGGGGAGUAUGGAAAACCUAAUGGUGCUUCUCCCUUGGAAAUGCCAUAGGAAGCCCACAACCGCUAACACUUACAAUUCUGGUGCAAAAGCAAACAGUUCCAGCAGGCUUUCUAAAGAAAAACACAUUGUAACUUAUUAAAAUAAUAUAUGGUGCAAAGUGUCUGAUUUGAGCUUUUGACUAAUCCAAGUAAAGGAAUAUGAAGGGAUUGUAAAUAACAAAAAUGUCCAUUGAUAGACCAUCGUGUACAAGUAGAUUUCUGCUUGUUGAAAUGUAAACUAGGGUAAUUCAUUGACUUGUUUUAGUAUUUUGUGUGCCUUAGAUUUCUGUUUUAAAACAUGUAUAUUUUUGUGAGCCUAAGGUUUCUUAUACAUAUAAGUAUAUAAAUAAGUGAUUGUUUAUUGCUUCAGCUGCUUCAAUGAGAUAUUUACUAGUAUUAUACUAUCAGGAAUACACCCUUGCAAGAUUAUGUUUUAGAUUUUAGGCCUUAGCUCCCACUAGAAAUUAUUUCUUCACCAGAUUUAAUGGAUAAAGUUUUAUGGCUCUUUAUGCAUCCACUCAUCUAUUCAUUCUUCGAGUCUACACUUAUUGAAUGCCUGCAAAAUCUAAGUGUCACUUUUAUUUUUCUUGGAAUCACCCACCUAUGACAUAGUAAACCUGAAGAACAAAAACUACCCUCAGAAAUAUUUUUAAAAUAAAUAGCAAAUUAUCUUUAAAAUAAUCCAUGGUAAUGUAUGCAGUAAUUCAAAUUGAUCUGUCUCUCAACAGGUUUCUUAACAAUCUAAACUUGAAACAUCAAUGUUAAUUUUGGGGGCUAUUGGGAUUUGUGACACUUGCUGCAGUUUACCAAAACAAGUAUAUGAAAAUAUCUAGUAUUACCUGAAAUGUUUCCAUUCCAUUGUUGUAAUUAACAUCAUGAAUGGACUUCCUAAACUGAUCACCCCACUGUGGGAACCAAAUUGGAUUCCUAUUUUGUUGGACUCUCUUUCCCGAUUUUAACAAUUUACCAUCCCAUUCUCUGCCCUGUGAUUUUUUAAAAAGCUUAUUCAAUGUUCUGCAGCAUUGUGAUUGUAUGCUGGCUACACUGCUUUUAGAAUGCUCUUUCUCAUGAAGCAAGGAAAUAAAUUUGUUUGAAAUGACAUUUUCUC